This is a messenger RNA of Chlamydomonas reinhardtii, 3591 nucleotides long. RefSeq lists its product as uncharacterized. NCBI's taxonomy places the organism in Eukaryota, Viridiplantae, Chlorophyta, Chlorophyceae, Chlamydomonadales, Chlamydomonadaceae. The record is from RefSeq and is a predicted model, not a curated record. The coding region runs from base 197 to 2416 and encodes 739 amino acids. The transcript has 11 exons.
AUCCAAGCUCAUAUCCUAGCCUCAAAGCCGGCGGCAAGCAGCUGCGCCCUCUGCACUUUGGAGCACGCCGGCAUUUUUGUUAGUUUUACAUUAUUAAUAACUUCUGCGGUUACAACCUGCCUAAGAACGCUCAUAUCAAUGUCCUGGCACUGGGAUCUUGAACAUAUCCGAGGCACCCCAGCAGGAGUAAACCGACAUGAGCGCAGGAAGCCAACGCUUCGACUUGGAGCGCAAUGCUCCGAAGCUUCAACUGCGGGAUUGGAACGACAAGGAUGGCAAACCGACUGAGCAAGUGUGGGAGAUCAGCUUUCCUGAUGGCCGCCCUACCCAAAUCUACCUGGAUGCGAACAGCUGUCAAGCCGUGCACCGCAUCCGGUCAUGGGCGGCAACCCGCUGCCGGCGGGCCGACCAGAAGGGGCGCAUCAGCGCUCUCCGGACCCUCGUGGUCUCGGGACUCAUAAAGACCGGCAAGUCCUACACACUCAACGAGGUGGUGCCCGCCGUGCUGGCGGAGGCGCUAGCCCGGGAGCCGCUCGGGCAUCGCCUCAAGGGCAUACGAGUUCUACGGAUGAACUGCAUGGACUUAAAGCGCAGGAACGGCGCCGGCGCGCUGAUGUAUGACCUGCUGAGCAUGAUUGUGGAGUGGGCGGUGCAGGCGGACGUGCGGGUCAAUGAUGACGAGUGGCGCAAGGCGCAGGCGGUCCUGGCCGACGGCCCCAGCGGCAUUAGCAUGGACACGCGCGCCGGCCGCGCAGUGGCGGAGCUGUUCGAGCGCGGCUUCCAGACGCCCGUGCUGGUGCUGAUGGACGAGCUGCAAGCGCUGCUGCAGCCCACCACGUAUGACAAUGCUGGAGGGCAGGAGCAGCUGAACCGGGGGGACAUCGCCUUCAUCCGCGACGUCGUGCUGCGCCGGCUCCUGAUCAACACCCCGCCGCACGUGCUGUGGGCGUUCACGGGCAGCAGUAUAGUGUGGACAUCACUGGCGGCCAUGCCCGUGAACGGCACGGCGCCGCUGAACCAGAUUAAGCCGGUGCACCUGCCCGCUUCAGUCCCGCCACACUUGAUGCAGGAGCUGGUGGUGCACAGCCUGCAGCAGCUAGGCCUGUCGGAGCAACAGGAGCAGGCCGUGGGGCAGGCGGAGCACCAGCAGUUGACGGCGCUGCUGGAGCGGUCAGGCAAUUCGCCGGCCCUGUUCACGACAAUGUUGGAGCUGUGGGCCGAUGAGGAGACGUCCGUGGACAUCACCACGUUUGUGGGCGAAUUCAUGACGAACAAGCUGUUUGAGGAGGCGGUGAAGGAGUGGAACCUGGCCCUGGCGCACAUGUCUGACGAGGACCGCCGCCGGGUGCUGGACCUGGCAAACGUGGUGCUGGGCGCCCAGGUCACGGGGUUUCCGAGCCGGGGUAUCUGGCGCUUCCUGGAGCCGUACAUGCUGAAGACGGACCACGGGCGCUACUACCUGGCUGACCCCAUGCAGCGGCUGCUGCUGCGGUCGGUUAUUGAUCGAGGCGGCAAGCUGCGCACGAGCUUCACGGGCCUGGGGGAGGGCCUGACACUGGUGCAGCUGGAGUGGGGCUGGCUGAUACUGCAGCUGGGCGAGGUGGCGGACUACCUGGUGGGGCAGCGCCGCCCGCCCAAGGGCUUCCCCAGCCACGUCGACGGCGCCACUGAACUUACCGCCAUGCUGAAGGAGUUCGCAACCAAGGCGAAGCUGCCUGGCGCCAAGGGCGUGAGCACAGCUGACCGCUGGGGGGCACUGCCCGCGUUCCAGAAGGCACUGGAGUCCCCAUACAACAAGGGCAGCCGCGCCUGGUACGAGCUGGGGGGCAAGGACAACAGGCUGCAGAGCGACCUGGACUACCUGGUGUUUUUCCUGCGGCUGUGCCGUAACGUGCUGGCGCACCACUGGCAGCAGCAGGGCCUGGUAGACAUCCUGCAGGUGAUGAUGGCGCUGCCCGACAUGUUGGGCAUGAGCGCGGGCGCGCUGGCCGAGCAGGUGCGCACUUGCAUGAGCAAGCUGCAGCCGGCCACCAUCGAGGCGGCUGCUAUUACCGCCGCUACUGCCGCGGAGGGAGAGGAGGAGCGCGCUAGCGCCGGCAGCGCCCCCAGCGCGGGCAGCGACUUGAGCGCCGGCAGCGGCAGCGGCAGUGGCGGCGCCGGUAGAGGCGGGGACCCUGCCAGCGGCCGCGGUACACCUGCUGCCACUGGCGGUUGCUGGCCGGGCAGCAGCUGCUCAAAGGCGCACACCGCCCUGCUGUCCAGCAGCGGUGCGCUAUCAGCUGCUCGGCGGUGCCUGCUACUGGCGGGCAAGGCGGUGGUGCCGCACACGCGGGCGAUGCUGCCCGCGCCCGCAGUGCGGCGCCUCAACCUCAUGCGCGUCAUGACCUCCGCGCAGGCGGCGGUUCGGUUCAGCUAGUCAGGACUAAGCGCUGACUUAUCGCAGCGCAGUGGAGAUAAGUCUAGUUAUUGCGACGUAACUGCCGUGUUGCGUUAAAGUCACGCACGGCGCAGGACGCUCGGGUACGUGCCUGCAUGGGGCCGGACCGAGCUGGGUCUUGUAGGCGUCAGGAGCACACGGCGCUUUAUCCACCGUUGUGCUUCUGUACUGUAUUUUCGGAUCGUCCCUCUGCCGGGACGGUGACAACCCACCCGCCCCCCCUGGCGCCGCCGCGGAUUAAUGUGGUGGUACCCGUGGGCACCGCGGCGUGGUUGUCUGGACUCUGCCGUUAGGCGCUACGUGCAUGCGACACACCCAGUACUGGCAGCACUUUCGGCCACUAUUGCAACUUCAACCUGGGCGGGCUUGGGCGGGCACGGCGGACUUGGUGGGGUUAUCGGGAACUGUACGGCCCAAGCUAGGAGGCCGUAGUAUGAAGGCCGCUGCGGGCCGCAAGUGAGUUGCGAGGCUGCUUAAGCAAGGCAUGAGUGGAGGCUAUUGUCGGUUUUGAGAGAUUGGGAUUGUCGUUUGGGGCCGGCGGUUUGUAACGCUACACGGCAAUAAGUUUGUCGAGCUUGGCGAAACACCAAGUAGCCAACCUGAAUAAAGGACCCCGUCCGGAACCAACUCCACGGUGUUCACUCUAGGACCAGGCCUCCAAUCAGCACGUUUGGCAAGCAGGUGGUGGCCCUGGAUGCCAAGGCGGUGAAAAAGUACUAUCACGACGGGUCCAUGCGUUAGAGCAUGCGUUAGCAUGCGUGCCGCAUGGCCCAAACGCAUGCUUAACGCGUGAAAAGCAUGUGCUGUACGCAUGCUGGUGUUGGCUAGCGGCCGCAGCGACUCUUUCUGGAUGUACGCAUGCGUCCCGAACGCAUGCCAUACGCAUGCGUGAAGCACAUAUGCCGGUUGCGUGCAGUACUACGCAUGCCAUGGCGCAUGCGGGACGCAUGUGCGUUACCUAACGCAAGCAGCUGCCCCCAACUGCACGCUUCCCACCCGCAUGCAUGCACGCACACGUGGGGCACACGAAGCCAAUUCCCUCAACUGCUCAUUUGUGUUACAGUUCAUGCAACGGCACGUGCCGCCCGUCCAGUGUAAACGAGGAUUCGGCCUGUUUCUCUGAAGGCGUGAGUCCGCCUCCAUCCACCAGCCUC